Molecule: messenger RNA, 826 nt
Organism: Anoplophora glabripennis (Asian longhorned beetle)
Lineage: Eukaryota; Metazoa; Arthropoda; Insecta; Coleoptera; Cerambycidae
Product: superoxide dismutase [Cu-Zn]-like
Exons: 3
Coding region: 199-708 (169 amino acids)
Biological process (GO): removal of superoxide radicals
Molecular function (GO): superoxide dismutase activity; copper ion binding
Source: RefSeq, a predicted model, not a curated record
CCUUGAAAACCGUAAGAAGCAAUUUAAAUAUCUACAUUUAGUACGCUUCACUGUAUUAAAACAUAUCUCGCUGCGUACUCCGGACACUUUCUAUUUCCUUGGCAUAGUCUUCAGAGACAGCGUUCAAUUCUUGUUUACAUAUCACUGCAGCCUCCGUAGCAACUUGUGUAGUUCUUCUUGGUGUGUCUUCGAAAAAACAUGUUGAAGAUAACUCUUUUGGCCGUCUAUUUGGCGAUUGUAUACGCCGAGAAACAAGCGGCGGUAUAUCUUUUCGAUCCUUCUGGUGUCAGUGGCGUAUCAGGCAAUGUCACAUUCAAAAAAACAGAUAAUGGUAUCGUUGUUUCUGGCACAGUGACCGGAUUGGCUGAAGGAAAACAUGGAUUUCAUGUUCACUCCUUGGGACAUAUCUCACCUGGUUGCGGUGGAACUGGUGGCCAUUUUAAUCCUCACAAUGUAAAUCACGGAUCUCCGCAAGAUAAAAUCCGUCAUGUUGGGGAUCUUGGAAAUAUAGUUGCCGAUUCUACAGGUGUGGCAAACAUUGACAUUAAAGAUAGCGUGAUCGACCUAGAAGGCGAACACAACAUUAUUGGCCGUGCUGUAGUUGUGCAUGCUGGUGAAGAUGAUUUGGGAAAAGGAGGGCAUGAUGAUUCUCUUACAACAGGACAUGCUGGAGGGAGAUUGGCAUGCGGAGUAAUUGGACGUCUUUAAAUGUAACACUACAUAACAACAGCUAUUUCAUAAUCUAAUUAGUAUUUACUAAUAACUUCGAAAAUAAUGACUUUUAUUUGAGAUUAAAUUAAUUUUAAAUAAAUGUAAUAAACUAAAA